Messenger RNA from Lytechinus variegatus (green sea urchin), 4598 nucleotides. Its product is annotated as coiled-coil domain-containing protein 62-like. The transcript is spliced from 12 exons. The record is from RefSeq and is a predicted model, not a curated record. Bases 106 to 1728 code for a protein of 540 amino acids. NCBI's taxonomy places the organism in Eukaryota, Metazoa, Echinodermata, Echinoidea, Temnopleuroida, Toxopneustidae.
GUCGCGCAAAAUAAACUGAAAUUUAAUUUUCGAAAAUUGCGAUUGCUACGCAUUUCUACUGAAGGCAAAUUUUCGAAGCGAGAUCAAAUUUGCUCCUAAGUUAAAAUGUGCGAAUCCAGUAGGGCUUCCAUUGCCCCAAACCUGUCUUCAGUGAGUACCAGCCAUGGAGAACCUUUGUCUUUCCCUACGAAGGAUCCAAAACAGUCGGAACGAAAAUGGACAGACAACUUUAAUUCUGAGCCAUUCCACAGUACACCAAAGUCACUAUCCUACCCCACCCUGCUCCCUCAGCACAGUGCAGAACCCUCCCCUUUGCGCCCUGCUACCCCGAACAAGAGUUCACCUGGUGGGGCAGGCUAUGGCAGUGCCGAUAGGAAUGGGUUGGCAGUGAAGAAGCGCAGCAGUCCAAGUUCUUUGUUCAGCCCCCAGAGAAUGCAGUCUUCCCCUGGAGCAUUCCUGCAAAGCUCCCUAUCACCAAAGAAAAGUUAUACAUCAGACCUAGAGAACACGACCAUUCAGAAGCAGCGUCAGGAACUCCAGCUACUGAUCCAUGAGCUCCAGGAUAGGGACAGGGAGCUCAAUGAGAUGGUGGCUUCUCAUCAGAGACAGCUCCUGGCUUGGGAGCAGGACAGACAAAAACUUCUGGGACUGGAGACUAAGUGUGCCAGAUAUGAAGGUGAGCUGAAGAAUCGGCGCGAGUAUAUCAAGAGCUUGAAGACAAGGUUGAAAGUCCUAGGAUCUCAAGACCAAUCUAAAGCUUGUGCUCUGGAGACCAUGCAGGAACAACUCAGGCAGCUCUCGGAUACUGCUACUGCUAUCAAGCAACGGGCCAAAGAUGCAGAGGAGGACAAUGCCAAACUAAAGACUGCAGUACAUGUCCUAUCGGAGAAAGUGAACCAUUUUGAAGCAAGGGAACAAGAGCUGACUGCUGUUGUCAGGUUAAAGAAUAAAGAUCUUAUUGACGCCUCUGCACAUAUUGCUGAACUGAGUGGAAGACUGAAGAAACUGGACUUGGUACAUAAGGAAACUAAACAAGAAAAGGAGAAGGAGAAAAAGAAUCUGGUUGAACUUAAAACACAACUUGAUGAGAGUUUCUCAGAAGUGGAACAACUCAAAUCUGAUCUGAUUGAAAGGGCAAACAGAAGCACUGAACACAAGAUUGAGAUCACCAAACUCCAGGAACAACUAAAAAAUAUGGAGGCUGAACUAGAACUCUCUGGAGAGAGAGAAAAGCGUAAGGAUCAGCUUCUGGAUCUGCAGCGCUCCAAACAGGACAGAACGGAUGCUGAGUUGACCUCACUCAGGCAGGCCUAUGAGAGACAGCAUCGGGAACUAAGUCUGUUACAACUCAACAUAGAGAGCCAAAGAGACAGGGCAGAAGAAGCCAUUUCAAAGAUAUCACUGGAAACUGACACAAUCUUUGAUUCUAAGAAGACAACUCCAACAAAGAAUGGCCUUUCUGCAGCCUCCAUCAGCCCUGUGAAUGGGGAAAGCUCCUUUGUGAGUAGCGCAGGAGAAGGGGGCGUGGCUCUUAACCACAGCAGUGUAGAUACUGUAGAGCUACUCGAAGCAACUCACUCUGAACAGCUUGGCAUGUCACCCACCAGCAAACUACACAGACUGCUGACAGAGUCCAGGCAGAUGGUAGAAAACCUGGAACAGUCUACGCUACCUCCUUUCAUAGCCAACAGUAGCCCCAGCGGGGACAAGGUGAUAUGGCCUCGGUGACAGAGAGAGAGAGAGUAUAAUUAACAGAGAAAAAUAGCGAGAGAGAGAGAUGGUUAGAAGGAGGGACAGAGAGAUAGACACAGGGAGACACACAAAAAAAGAAAUACAGAGAGAGACAAAGAGAAGAAGGAGGAGGACAAGAGGCUGAGGAAGUGAAAGCAGGAGGAGAAAAAAAUGUGUAGAGAUUGCAAGAGAAGAAAUGAGGGUUCUUGGGAGACUAAAAAGAACUGGCGAGCAUUAUAGAAUCAGUGACACAUUUUGUACAUCACUCUCAUUUCAUCUUACAAGUCAUUGCCAUGAUACAUCUUUCUUUUAUAACAAAGAAUCUUUCUUGGCGGGGAACACUUUGAUAGUACUGAUGUUGAUGGGGCAGUGAAGUCUUCUGUUGAAGACUCAACACAAGCAUCUGGAAAAAAGAACAACAAAGAAAAAGGUCAGCAUAUUUCUAUAGCAUCUCAUAGUUGUACAAGACUGCAGCAGAAGGUUGUCAACUAAAAAAAAAAUUUGUGUAAUUUAUUUGAAUUAUAUAGCUUUACAAAGUUUUAAGAGCUUUCAUAUCUUGUACCAAGCCCAAACAAAGUAUUUACAUCCUUGCUUUAAAUUUACAUUGAAUAUUAAGCUACAUGUAUACACUCAGCACAAAAAAAGAAGUAAAUACUUUUUAAUAAUUAAAAACAAAAUAAUUCAGAUAUGAAUUGAAAAUGUUCACUUUGAACUUUUUUGAAGCCUGGUCAUCAUACAUGUUACAUACUAUUGUACAAAACCAGAUUUGGCUAAAUUAAUGUACACAUUUUUUAUACCCUGAAUCAAAUUUCAGUUCAAAUUUAGCUACUUAACCUCUGCAUUAAAUAUUGUCAAAGCAUGAACUGAACCUUGGUUUUUAAUUGGGAAUUAUUUGACAUUAACCUUGAUGAGUUAUUCCUUACAGUCCUUCCAAACUUAUGCCUAUCCAAGAAUUAUUGUAUUAUCAAAGCAUUGUACCUGUCCAAUUAGGAACUUCCAGAUCUUGUCCCUGGUGUCUGGUGUAUUCAAUGAGUAGCAAAUGAACGUAGCCACUUUCUGGCAGCCUCCACUUGAAAGCUUGUCAGCUGCUUGUAACAAUAUUUUAAAAUACACUUACAAUCUUGUCAUUGAGAUCUUUGUAUUUAUCUGUUAGAUGAUCUUUGAGCAUAUGGUUGGUUACAUUAAGCAAAUUAGUAAAGAUUAACACUAAAACUUGCUUGGUUACAUUGUCAUUGUCACAUGAUUUGACCAAUUUAUCGUACGCAGCAUCUUUUUUUCUUAACAUCUGGAAAUACAUUUACAUUACCUAUCAAUCUUUGGACUUAAGCCCAUUAAUACAAUCCAUAGGCUAUUACAUUUGUCAGGAAUUCCCAACCAAGCUUCUUCCCAUCGCUCUUUCCACACAUUGCCAAUUUGACUUCACCAACUGUCACACCAAUCUCGCUUCCAUGUUGGCCCAGUUCAACCACAGUACCAACUCAGUAUUCUUUAAUGCUCUCAAACCCAUUUCAAUUUUUACACAUUUUCUUCAGCUUCCUUUUGAUAUUUCAUCAAAUUUCUCUUGUUGAAUGGAAUGCUUGGAAAGAUUCUUAUGAAAAUCACUGCCACUUCUUUCUCCCCUGAAAACAUUUUGGAACUGUGUCGAUUUCUUUCCAACUCCCAUUCGGCAAAUGAUGGGACUUUCUUUGACGAUAUGAUUUCAUUCUUCCUAGUACAUCUGUAAUGGUUGCGAUCAUCGAGUCCCACUUCAACCAGGGUAGUUGUCCUGGUUCUUCCAUGUUCUAAUGGGAUUGCAGGAUCAAUGGUAGUUAGGAUGGUACCUCCUUUAUCUACUGGCAGUGCGACACUUGGAUUAGUUGUGGUGGUUUCUUCAUCCUCUAAUGGUACUUCAUAAUAGUUAUGGUGUAUCCUUCAUCCUGAAAUGUCAUUUCAGCAUUUUCAGUAGCAGUACAAGCUCCUCCAAAUUCAGCAUCCUCGUUACUUAUGGUAGCUCCUACAGGACUGUGAAAUCUCCGCUAUUUUCAUUUUUAAGACCGAUUUCAAUUUCCGCUUUUUUCCUGUGUUCCAUUUCCAUUUUUUUUUAAGUCAAAAUUCCGCUAUUUCAUCCAAAACGGCUGUAAAACAAGGUAAAUGGAUGCGAGCAGAAUGUGUGUGUUGUGAAUAUACACGUUACGGGCCUUGUAUUUUGCCUUUGCGAAGUUUCCAAUUUUUAGUAUAUGUAACUCUAUGAAACUGCUCCGGAUCACACCGUGCACCGUUGCCAUUGGCAUAUGGGCCCGUCAAUCUGUAUGCAUUGUCAGCGGACGGAAACCGCAUACAACACAGGGAAAUCAUUGCGUGUGCACGUUGUUGGUUAUGUACACGUACAUACGAUCGAGACUCGCGAGUGAAUGAACCAGUUCACGUGUUUGGGAUGUUUACGAAGCUAGUGUUUUGAACUUUCUGACUUUGGAGUUUGGACUUUGUUAAUAUUCUUGAAUCAUUGGAAAUGCAAAGAACAUAAAGAAUGCAUAGGGUUGAAGAAAAAUUCCUCUGUUUCUUCCAAAACCAAACUGAAGCUGGAGACUUUCAAAAGAGCGCAUACAGACAUUCAAGAGCACCAUGACAAGUAACCCUACAGUGCUCCGCCGCUUCGCGGCGGAGCCCUACGCUCAACUAUUGACAUGCACCGCAAACCGUCAGUUUGGUUCGCUUAUUUUGGACAUAAUGCUUUGAAAGAUAAAAAUUUCUAGUCAUAAAUACUCACGAACUUCCUGGACAACCAGCAAACCCUGUAGAAUCCUGAUUUGAAAAUUAAUAUGAGAAAAAAAACGUGAUUAUCCAGUGCUGUCAAAAUGUUCCCAUGUUGUAGCAGCCAUCUUGGAAAG